UCCGUCCCGGAGGCUUCUGUACGUGGCAGCGUCAAAGCCCCCCCAAAAAAGCCCUCCGCGUGCUGCUCGGGACCCCGGUGUGCCAACGGCGAGCACGUCUGCACCCCGACGCGGGAAUAACGGUUAUUGAUCAAGACAGAAUGAGGACGUUCCUGUUCUUCGUCCUUUGGACGCUGCUCUGCUGCUCGACUGCUCGGGCAGAAAUCUUCACCUCCAUCAGCCAGAUGACCGACCUGAUCUACACGGAGAAAGAGCUGGUCCAGUCUCUGAGGGAUUACAUCAGAGCAGAGGAGGACAAGCUGGCCGCUGUCAAAAGCUGGGCCCACAGACUGGACGAUCUGACCCGGGUGUCCACCUCCGACCCGGAGGGCUACCUGGCUCACCCGGUGAACGCCUACAAGCUGAUGAAGAGGCUCAACACGCAGUGGUCCGAGCUGGAGACCCUGGUGCUGCAGAACCCCUCUGACGCGUUCGUCUCCAACAUGUCGGUGCACAGACAGUACUUCCCGGGUGACGAGGACGAGACGGGUGCAGCCAAGGCGCUGAUGCGCCUGCAGGACACGUACCGACUGGAUUCCGAGGCCUUCUCCAGAGGAAAGCUGCCAGGUGUGCAGUACAAUGCCCUGCUGUCGGUGGACGACUGCUUCGACAUGGGGAAGACGGCGUACAACGACGAGGACUACUACCACGCCGUGCUGUGGAUGCAGCAGGCCCUGAAGCAGCUGGACGGCGGGGAGGAGUCUGUGGUCACCAAGGCGGACAUUUUGGAUUACCUCAGCUACUCCGUCUACCAGAUGGGAGACCUGGCCCGAGCCAUCGAGCUGACGCGGCGGCUGGUGGCCAUCGCCCCCACCCACCAGAGGGCCGGAGGGAAUCUGCGGUACUUUGAGCACCUGCUGCUGAAGCAGCUCAACGAGCAAAACCAGGACUACCCGCCGGCCCCCGAGGAGCCCAUCCAGCUGGGGACCUACAGCAGACCCAAAGACCACCUCCCGGAGAGGGAGACCUACGAGGCGCUCUGCAGGGGGGAGGGGCUCCAGAUGAACGACGCCAGGCGCAGCCGCCUCUUCUGCCGCUACCACGACGGGCGGAGGAACCCCCGCCUGCUGCUGAAGCCCAUGAAGGAGGAGGACGAGUGGGACAGCCCCCACAUCGUACGCUACCUGGAGAUGCUGUCCCACCAGGAGGUGGAGAAGAUCAAGGAGCUGGCUAAACCCAAGCUGGCCAGAGCUACAGUCAGAGACCCCAAAACCGGCGUCCUGACCACCGCCAACUACAGAGUAUCAAAAAGCGCGUGGUUGGAAGAAGACGACGACCCGGUCAUCGCUCGAGUCAACCAGAGAAUAGAAGACAUCACAGGCUUGGAAUUAGACACUGCAGAGUUACUACAGGUGGCUAAUUAUGGAGUUGGAGGACAGUACGAGCCACAUUACGACUUCUCCAGGCGUCCUUUUGACAGCAAUCUCAAGCGUGACGGAAAUAGACUCGCAACCUUCCUGAACUACAAAGAUGAGCCCGAUGCUUUCAAAAGAUUAGGCACUGGAAAUCGCGUGGCGACUUUUUUAAACUACAUGAGUGACAUUGAGGCCGGAGGAGCCACCGUGUUCCCCGACUUCGGAGCAGCAAUCCGCCCGAAAAAGGGGACGGCCGUGUUCUGGUUCAACCUGUUCAGGAGCGGCGAGGGAGACUACCGGACCCGACACGCCGCCUGCCCCGUCUUAGUGGGGAGCAAAUGGGUGUCAAACAAGUGGAUUCACGAGCGUGGGCAGGAGUUCAGGAGGCCCUGUGGCUUAACAGAAGUGGACUGAACCCCCACCUGAACAACACUCCAUUUUGCUCUACUUGUCCUCAGCCUAGAGACACAUUUUAUAAGAACAUUAAAACAAUUUUUGUAUGAACUGGCUGGAUGAUUUUUAUUUUAUUUCUUUUAGCAGAUAAAUACAAACUUUUAUUCCGCUGAUCCUAAAGCAAGGAUAUAAGUCUUUUUAGUCACAGCCCUUCAAAGUAAAAAAAUUGCCGUUUGUGAUAAAUAAAAACCCUUAUUGAGCUGAAACCAGAGCUGUGAAAAACUAAAGAUCUCAGAGUGAUGUCCGACACAAAUCUUUAAUAUCUGAAGAAGCAGUAAUGUGUCCACCUAAGAACGACUAAUGCUGCAAUACGAAGACGUCUGCACUAAAACUAACUUGUCUAAAGUCUAUUUAGAUGUUAAUUUGGGAAACAGCUGUUAGUGACCAUGUUUUAAACACAAAUUAACUUUUCAAAUACUCACAUUGUUUACCUCAAGGACAAAAAAAAAACAUUUCCUCCAAUCAUGUCCUCAAUGUUUUUAUUUAUAGUGUUUAAAUUAUUCCAUAUGUUGUCCUCCUUCUGGAGGGCAGCAAACACUUUAA
Molecule: messenger RNA, 2390 nt
Organism: Pungitius pungitius (ninespine stickleback)
Lineage: Eukaryota; Metazoa; Chordata; Actinopteri; Perciformes; Gasterosteidae
Product: prolyl 4-hydroxylase subunit alpha-2
Exons: 16
Coding region: 141-1808 (555 amino acids)
Biological process (GO): peptidyl-proline hydroxylation to 4-hydroxy-L-proline
Cellular component (GO): endoplasmic reticulum
Molecular function (GO): iron ion binding; protein binding; L-ascorbic acid binding
Source: RefSeq, a predicted model, not a curated record